AAACUCUUGGGAGUCUUGCGGCUUGCCCACUUCUUCCAUCUCUCGAAAGACUCGACUUGCAGACUUUUACCAGUCUUGCUCCUACAACCUCACCUCGCCUCGCCUCGCCUCGGCCUAUUCACAACGACCAAAUCGACAACAUGGCCGACAACAAAGUCGUCCUCUACGACCUCCCCAGCAAGGGCCGGAGCGCCUGCUGGUCCCUCAACCCCUGGAAGACCCGCCUAGUCCUCAACUUCAAAAACAUCCCCUACGAAACCCAAUGGGUCGAAUACCCCGACAUCGAACCCCUCUUCAAAUCCUUCGGCAUCCCCCCCCAAACCGGCGAGAUCGCCGCCUACACCAUCCCCGCCAUCCGCACCCCGCAGGGAAACUACAUCAUGAACAGCCUCCCCAUCGCCCAGGCCCUCGAGGCCCUGCAGCCCGAGCCCUCACUGCGCGUCGACGACCCAGCCGUCUCCCGCGUCCAGGCCCUCGUCCAGGAGACCCUCAUGGCCCUCGCCGCCGUCCUGCUGGCCCCGGUCCCGCGCGACCUCCUCCGCGAGGCGUCCGUGCCGUACUUUGAGGAGACGAGGAAGAACCUCUUCGGCAUGUCGCUGGCCGAGCUGGAGGAGGCCAAGGGCGGGGACCCGGCUUGGGAGGCGGCGAGGCCUCUCUUUGCCAAGGCGGGGGCGGCCUUGAGGGAGGUCCCUGGGCCUUUCUUCUUGGGUGAAAAAGUCUCGUACGCCGACUUUGUGUACGUUGGCCUCGUCGAGUUUAUCCGCCGAACCAAGGGCAUCGAGUACUACAACCGUGUCGUGGGCUGGGAGAAGGAGAUUGGCGCGCUGUACGAUGCUUGCGCCAAGUGGGUGGAGCGUGAUGACCUUUAAACACCAAAAACAUCUGUAUUCAUGUGGUUUGUAAGACCAUGGAACGACAAGAAAUAGAUCAUAAACUCACAUCAUAACGUCUGACGGGCACAUGUAACUUCCCGAGACGUCCAAGAAAAGGAAAACAGACAUUAAGAGGGGUAUCGCCCUAACAGCUCUCCUUGCCAGAAUUAACAAAAGAAAAAGACUCCACGCUGAAUGCUGCAUGAGAAAACCCACCG
This is a messenger RNA of Sodiomyces alkalinus F11, 1090 nucleotides long. RefSeq lists its product as hypothetical. The transcript has 3 exons. The record is from RefSeq and is a predicted model, not a curated record. NCBI's taxonomy places the organism in Eukaryota, Fungi, Ascomycota, Sordariomycetes, Glomerellales, Plectosphaerellaceae. Bases 141 to 869 code for a protein of 242 amino acids.